This is a messenger RNA of Cryptomeria japonica (Japanese cedar), 450 nucleotides long. RefSeq lists its product as uncharacterized. Lineage: Eukaryota; Viridiplantae; Streptophyta; Pinopsida; Cupressales; Cupressaceae. The transcript has a single exon. Bases 1 to 450 code for a protein of 149 amino acids. The record is from RefSeq and is a predicted model, not a curated record.
AUGGAUACAGAAAAAAAUCCAGAAGAAAAUGAUCUGCGGGAAAUUAGAGACGAAAGCAAAGAAAAUAAAGAUGAAAAAGACGAAAAGGAACCUUCCAUACGUGAAUAUCGUCAACGGUUACAUCUAAUGGAAGCCAAAAUAGAUAAGUCUAAUGCAAAAAACAAGUUAUUGAAUAAAAGAAUCUCCAAACUAGAGGAGGAGCUCGAGAUGGCCGUAGAACGAGCAAACUCCAGCGAACAAAAACAUAAGAAAACAAGAAACAAGCUUCACAAGGCUAAAGAACGAGAAAGUUCUAUGAAACAAAAUCUCGAGCAAAGAAGAAACAGAAUGAAGGAGAUGAUUGAGAUGUGCACAAGAUUGAAUGCUACACUGAAUGAAGAAUGUAAUCAAAUACGCAGUGAACGGGAAGCACUUACAGGAAGCACUUCAAGACCACCUAAAAAGAAAUAA